AUGGCCCUGAACAAUAAACUUGCACUGGAAAGGGAAAACAUUACCCAUACGCUGACCGUAUUGCGUAUAAACGUAGACGAAGAACGGUUUAAACCCUUCAAGGAACACUUGCAUAUCCCAGUCGAUGAUGUCGAUGAUGAGGAUCUCCUGCAGCAUUUUCCAACCACAAACGCAUUCAUCCGGUCAGGGCUCGAGAGUGGAACUGGGGGCGUGCUCGUUCAUUGGUAUGUUGUUGUUUUUUUGGUUUCUUUCUCCCUUUUUUCACUUGUUGCAAUGGGCAAGUCCCGCUCGGCGACUGUGUGUAUAGCGUACCUCCUCCACAAGGACCCUGGUGCGUUGACGCCCAGAGAGGCUUUGGACCUUAUUCGUCGCACCCGGCCGCUUUGUGAGCCGAAUGAUGGGUUCAUGGAGCAACUGGAGCUUUAUCACCAAAUGGGAUGCCCAGAUAAUGUUGUUGAUCAUCCUGUCUAUCAACGUUGGCUCUAUCAGCGAGCCGUGCAGGACAGUGUAGCUUGUGGAAAGGGGCCUGAGCUGAACGAGAUCCAUUUCGAAGAUCAAGGGAUAAGUAAUAACUCUAUCGGCGAUUCAUACCCCAGGAAACAAAAGCGUCUCGUCCCAGACGCAACCCCUUGUCCCCAUAUCGUCAUUGACACCCACGUCAUUACCGCCGUCAACAUGCGCCCACAUCUUUCUCCACCCACUCACUUGGAUGCGUCCAUCACUUUUUCCGUCAUCCUCGGAUCCAACGUCUUCUAA
Molecule: messenger RNA, 756 nt
Organism: Trichophyton verrucosum HKI 0517
Lineage: Eukaryota; Fungi; Ascomycota; Eurotiomycetes; Onygenales; Arthrodermataceae
Exons: 3
Coding region: 1-756 (251 amino acids)
Biological process (GO): protein dephosphorylation
Cellular component (GO): nucleus
Molecular function (GO): protein tyrosine/serine/threonine phosphatase activity
Source: RefSeq, a predicted model, not a curated record